GCCGUGGCCCCCGACCUGCUUACACGCCUUCCUGCUAUGGACGCGUCGCCCGGGACUCAUGAGUAGCAGGAGCACCGGCUGGAGGCUGUGGGCGGUGAAGGCGGCGCAGCUGCUGGUGGCUGUGGUGCUGCUGCUAGCUUGUUCGGCGCUAGCCCGCCCCGAGGUGCCGCCGCCGCCGCCGAUGCCUUCUUCUUCUUCUUCCUCUUCUUCCUCUUCUGCGCCUUCGUCAGCAGCAGCAGCAUCGGAAGGCCGCCAUCACUGCCCCAACUGCGUCCACCCGCGAUCGGUGACGCCCCUGGAUCCCAGGGCCCAGGAGGCCCUUCAGACGCUGCGGAUCGAAGGCAUCAAGCAGCAGAUCUUGAGUAAGCUCGGCCUGAGGGCCAAGCCCAACGUGACCUCCAAUAUCCCGAAGGAGGUCCUCAUACAAACCCUCCAGCGCUCGGAGGAGGACAUCGAGGUCCUGGAGAAGUUCAAGUCGCCCGCCGACGGGCCUGACGGAGGAGGAGGAGGAGGCGGCGGAGGUGGAGGAGGAGGCGACUCCGAAGAGGAGGAGCUCGACGACGACUACUACGCCAAGACUUCCGAGAUCAUCAGCUUCGCAGAGCCAGGUCCCCCACUGAACAACCACACCCUCCUGGAGUUCACGCAGAGCGACGCCGACGUCGGAUCCCUGCGCGUGACGGAGGCCAAGCUCUGGGUGUACUUCAGUAGGCCCUCGGGCGCAUCCAGACACCAUGAGCAGUCGUUUUCCUCUUCGUCCUCUUCCUCUUCCUCUUCUUCGUCGUCUUCGUCGUCUGCGUCACCAACGCGGACGAGAACUAUGCUGUGGGUGUUUCGGGUGCCGCCUGACGACGGAGUCAGGAAGGGCUCGUCCAGAUCGAGGUCGUCCUCUAUUCCCGUGAACACGGGUGCCAAGAUGAUAGCUUCCCACGAAGUGACCGCCACCUGGGUGGGGUGGCGCCGCCUGGACGUGACCCAAGCCGUGCAGAAGUGGUUCACGAGGCCCGGGGAGCGUCUCCGGCUGCUGGUGGACUGCAGCAGCUGCGGCGGGGAGCUGAAAGCCGAGCUGUUCACGGCUCGCAAGCACAAGGGCGCUCACAAGCCGGGCUCCCGUCGCAUGGAGGCGUCCCACCUCCCCUUCCUCGUGGUGCACACAGCGCCCACGCCCUCUAGGCGUCUCUCGCGACGCGCCCUCCAAUGUGAUAAAAACACCCAGUUGUGCUGCAAGGAGAAUCUCUUUAUCUCGUUCAGAGACCUUGGCUGGGACGACUGGAUCAUAGCGCCCAGUGGGUAUAACGCCAACUACUGCAAAGGCUCGUGUUCCAGUGUUUACAGGACACCAGACAGUUUCCCCUAUUUCCAUUCCAAUGUCAUGGAAGAGUUUCGUCGGCAUCUGCCGGCCGGGGCCCUCACACCGUGCUGUGCACCCACUAAGCUCUCGCCCAUGUCCCUCAUAUAUCAAGACGAGUACUCGAACAUCAUUAAGCGCGAUGUGCCUCGCAUGGUGGUGGAGGAAUGCGGGUGUUCGUAACCAGCGGCCUCAUCGUAGCAUCGGAGGAAACUUAAACAAACAAAAAAAGAACAAAAAACAAACAUAAAGAAGGAUUUCAUAACUAUUCCCUCCCCAACCAAAAAAGAAAUACAUAAAUAAAUAAGUAAAAAACAAAAAAAAAGAUAUAAAAAGAAAGAAUAAAUAUGUUUUACUAAAGCCGCAUGUGUGAUGGUUGACUGUGAUUGGUGCGCCCGCCGGAGUCUCUCGCCUCGCUCGGGCGCCAAAAAGUGUUCCCGCCAGGAACGAACUCUGGAUAUAGUCUGAUCUGUGAUCAUAUCUUUAAGCCAAGUUGUCGUUGUGUUGUUAUUGUUGUUCUCGUUGUACAGACUGUAUAAUGUGUGCACCCGACGUGGUGGCAGCAGUAAGUAAGUAGUCCGCUAGCAAACAGUGUGCCAUCUCUUUUGGCAUCGACAGAAAUAAAAACGCAAAAAAAAUAAAUAAAUAAUUCCUCGUGCAGUGUUUCAUGGUGAAGUCAGAGGGAAUCAUUCUCACUUUCCCCAGCCCCAGCUCUUCCCCACCCCCACCCCACACUUCCCCACAAUCCCCACAGCAAAUAAUAUAGCAAAAAAUAUAACCCCACAAAAAAAAGGAUUGAAAUCUUUUUGUCAGCGAGUGUCUGAGGCGAUGGUCUGUCUACCCUGCCUUAAAAUGAUGAACCUGACGGCUGCUGGCCCCCACUGUAAGUGUGAAUUCACUGCCCCAUGCCCACCGCUACACCUCCCCCCCUCUACAUGCCCUUCCAUUGGAUAUAUGAUGAUGCCCCUCGCUAUAUAGCCUGCUGCUCAGCCUGCGCCCAAGUGACUGUCUCCGCCCACCAGCCUGUGUUCACACGCCCCAUGUCCGCCCAUGAUGUUAUAAUACUCACGCAGUGUCUGCCUGGUUCAACUCUCCAUGUCUGGGUCAUGCCGCAUCGACCCCUCUGCAUUUAAGGUCAAAGAGCUUCGUUUCCAGCAUCUCUUUCUCUCUCUCGCUCUCUCCUGUAACACCACACACACACAUGCACACAGACAAAGAUUAGUAACAAACAGCAGCAGCAGCAGCAUUGACUCUUUCCCCACGUCCACGUGUGCCUGCGCCGUACCAUCUCUCUGCUAAGGGUCCCGGAAACUCACCUUGUAGUACCAUCCACAAACCUCAAGGAUCCCAGACACCCACCCUGAGAGGCCCUUCCUCCCUUUCCCCACAUCCAGUUGCGCCUGCGCCGUAUAAUAUCUCUCUGCUAAGGGUUCCCGGAAACCCACCUUGUAGUACCACCCCAAAGCUUCCUAGGUCCCAGACACCCACCCUACGAGACACCACCCCUCCUCCUACUCCUCCUCCUCCUCCAACUCCUUACUUCUAACCUUGUCAUUACCGAUGUCACCCCUUUCCCAUUCGUCCACUGGAAUAUACAUCCUCCCAGCUUUCACCCUCGUGCCCUUUGGGAAGGCCGGAUGAUUAAAAAAGAGAAUAUAUAUAUAAAUAUAUAUAUAUAUAUAUAUAUAUAUAUAUAUAUAUAUAUAUAUAUAUAUAUAUAUAUAUAUAUAUAUAUAUAUAUAUAUAUAUAAAUAUAUAUAUAUACAAACACACGCUGUUUCCACGGGGCACCCCACACAUGUACUCAAGAGGACGGCAAUUUCUCGCGAGUGUUAUUACGUUCUUCAGAUUUAUAAAAAAAGAAAAAAAAUAUGGUGUUUUUAGAUAAUGUUAUUGUGAUUCCCCCCGGUUAGCUAAUGUGAAAUAUUUAACCAAGUGAACCCAGCCAUUCGAUAUGCGAUAUAAUAAUAAAAAAUAAUAAUAAUAACAACAACAAUAUUAAUAAUAAUAAUAAUAAUAAUAAUAAUAAUAAUAAUAACAAUAAUAACAAUAAUAAUAAUAAUAAUAACAAUAAUAAUAAUAAUAAUAAUAACAAAGAGAUUAUGUAAUUAUAUAUAGAUAUGCUGGCUGUGAGACUGAUCAUGAUGAGGUGUUCUAGACGGUAAACGAAACAAACACAAAAAAAAAAAAAAUUUUAAAUGGAAAAAAAUGAAUGAAAGCUGUGAACAUUAUACAAUGAAAACCGAACGGUAUUUUCAUCGCCAUCGUCAUCAUCAUCGUCGUCAUCGCCUUCUAACGCGUGAAAAUCAUCAUCUUUACUAAAAAGGCUGUUGAGUCGUGGAAAGAAAUAAACUCGUUUCUGAGCAUCUCUAGGCUACAGCAGUGUGCCAUAGACAUAGGCAUGCAAGCCCUUAUUAGUUUGUAAGUGUCUUCUCAUCCUUGUUUUUUUUAUCUUUUUUUUUUUAAUAAUCGACUAGUUCUCUCUUUGCUAAGAGGUGGUGCUUUCCUCUGUCAAGUGAUCCCUAGAUAAAAGAGCAGAACCGCUGAUCAUUCCACCAAACAGAUGCUUGAGUUAACUGGGCAGUCCACGAGGCCACGGCAGAGCUCGUCUCCAUAAGAUCAGUGAAACUUCAUUCCUACGUUAUUCUAGUGUUAAGGAUGACCUUAGAAAACUGGAUUAGGAUGAAAAGGGCACGAUAUCAACAGCGACGUCGUUCAUCAAGCGCCCCCCAUCCUGGUGCAUAGGUCUAAGGGGAAGGUCCCCUCUGACGCGACCAUUCGAAGGAUCAAAACAAAAGCGGUUCUUCUCUCUCUCUCUCUCUCUCUCUCUCUCUCUCUCUCUCUCUCUCUCAGAAUUUGCAACAAGAGGAGGAGAGGAAAAGGAUAGGAAGAGGCGGAAUAGCAAAAGAAGAAGAAGAAGAAGAGGAAGGAGAAAAGGAGGAAAACGAGACAGGAAAUGGAAAAAUACCGUUGCUAAGUGCCCUGAUAGUACUAAAAAAAAAACACCGAAAAGUGCCAGGCUUCUACAACUCGCCAUUCCCCAAGGUUACAAUUUCUAACCCUCACCUUCACCCUUCCCCCCGCCCCCCACCGCCCCCCCCUUUACUACUUCAAGUCUCCAGCCUAAGGUGAUAGUAACUAAUAGAAUAACAAUAUUACUAACAAUAAUUAAUAAUAAUUACAACACAGAUGAUGAUGACGUCACUAAGAAGCAAUGAAGAUACGCCUAGGUAUAAGCUGCGUGAGAUCAAGUGCUUGCGUGCGUGUGUGCGCGUUUGUGUGUGUGUAUUUGUGCGCAGAUUCUUGUAUGUACUCAAUCUAGGUGUCGCUACUUGCACAAGACAGUGAGUAUACAUACACCCCGUGGUGCUAAAAGGUGUAGUACCAAUAGUUAGUGUGAACAGCUGACUCUCCAACCACACAAACACCCCACUUCCCCACCAGACAGUCCACCCCAUCUCGCCCCUGGCCAAAAUCAUUUAACAUUCCAUUAUCAUAAAUAAAGAAGUUGUUGGAUACAUGAUUCUUCCGUAGUGGAUAAAAUACGACCGGAAACAGAUAUACAAAAUGCUUUCACGAAUAUGUCGUUUUCUGAAGAAGAAGAAAAAUAAAAUAACAAUGAAACUGUUACCUUUCCAUCCCCGCAGAUUGCUUUGUGUGAAGCUUGGCGAUAAAAAUGGUCAAAAAGAAAAAAAUUAAAGAAGAAAAUAAAGUGUAAAUUAUAACAUAACAGCAUCGUAAAGUUGUCGGGUGAACGAGAUAUCACGAUUCAAGAUUCCGUCUUCAGUUUUGUGGGAGCUGGCUAGUCAAGUCGGUCUACAGACUCGCGCCAGUUCCACCACAACUACUAAUACUUAUAUUCACCGCUUUUACACUUCUAAAUCCCGUCAAGUUACGGCAAUCUGGCAGCCUGAAUCCUCCCGUGUGGGGCAAUCCUACAGAUGAAAUGGUAGCAGCCGAAGGACAUCUACGGACAAUUGUUGUAAUUAGGAAGCAAUUGAGUGAAACUGUUAUUGACAAGUGUAUCCUGUUAUCAAAUGUGCCCUAAAGCAUAUGUAUAUAUAUAUAUAUAUAUAUAUAUAUAUAUAUAUAUAUAUAUAUAUAUAUAUAUAUAUAUAUAUAUAUAUAUAUAUACCCAUACACGCAUUUAUAUGAAAUAUAUAAAAAUGUAUGAAUAUACAUAUAUUUACUGAUUUUUAAACUGUAUAUUAACACCUACAGUAUAAGCAUACUGUGUGUCAGUGUAUAUACGCAUAUAUAUAUAUAUAUAUAUAUAUAUAUAUAUAUAUAUAUAUAUAUAUAUAUAUAUAUAUAUAAUGUUCACACGUUAUCAACUCUAUUUAGGACAGUGUUCUCUGCUAUUGUUAUCAUAAUGUUCUCUUUUGCGUGUGCAGAACACACAGGCGAAGAAGGUCUGUUCCAAAGAAAGAGACUCCUCCUGUCACAUUCAAAAACUGGAUAGAGAGAGAGAGAGAGAGAGAGAGAGAGAGAGAGAGAGAGAGAGAGAGAGAGAGAGAGA
This is a messenger RNA of Macrobrachium nipponense, 5867 nucleotides long. Its product is annotated as inhibin beta B chain-like. Gene Ontology annotation, cellular component: extracellular region. The coding region runs from base 59 to 1531 and encodes 490 amino acids. Gene Ontology annotation, molecular function: growth factor activity; cytokine activity. The transcript has 3 exons. The record is from RefSeq and is a predicted model, not a curated record. Lineage: Eukaryota; Metazoa; Arthropoda; Malacostraca; Decapoda; Palaemonidae.